Messenger RNA from Fusarium tjaetaba, 2577 nucleotides. Its product is annotated as acid phosphatase. NCBI's taxonomy places the organism in Eukaryota, Fungi, Ascomycota, Sordariomycetes, Hypocreales, Nectriaceae. Gene Ontology annotation, molecular function: oxidoreductase activity; acid phosphatase activity. The coding region runs from base 1 to 2577 and encodes 858 amino acids. The record is from RefSeq and is a predicted model, not a curated record. Gene Ontology annotation, cellular component: fungal-type cell wall. The transcript has 5 exons.
AUGUUUAUUAGUGCCCUUCUCAAUUUCUUGGCCAACGCCUUUCACUUCAUCACCUGCGGCAUCUUUCUUGAACCGUCACUGGGCCCAAAGACCAUGUCUCAGAAACCAAAGCACAUCGUCACAAUAGGCGGCUCUUUCGCCUCUGUCAGGACAGCCCACAAAUUCCUCCAAGGAAUGCAGAAUAAAAAUGCAGGACCUUACAAGGUGACAAUGAUCUCUCGCGAUUCUCACUUCUUCUGGAAUCUUGCCACGCCCCGCGCCAUCAUCCCAGGAACUAUCCCCGAUGAUAAACUCUUCCAAGCUAUUGCACCUGGGUUCGCUAAAUAUGGCGACAAGUUUGAGUUGAUUGUUGGUACAGCUACUGGUAUUGAUAUCAGCAAUAAACAGGUCAAGGUUUAUAAAGCAGGGCAGGAGACUUUGAUUAGUUAUGAUUAUCUCCUCAUUGGUACCGGAUCUUCGACCAAAGCUGAAUCCCCUUUCAAGUCCAGGGGAUCAACUGAUGCGACGAGGGACUAUGUUCAUGCGUAUCAGAAGCGUGUUGGAGAAGCUCAGUCCAUUAUUGUUGCAGGUGCAGGGCCAACUGGGGUAGAGGUUGCAGGAGAGUUGGCGGACUACUAUGGCAACAAGAAGGAGAUUACCUUGAUCAAUGCUGGUCCAAGCGUUCUCGAUAACCGCCCCGACAGCGUCUCCAAGUCCGCACAUAGUCAAAUGGAGAAGCUCGGCGUCAAGAUCAGACUCAACACCAAAGUCAAUGAGUCCAUUACGCUUCCUAAUGGCAAGCAAAAAGUCACUUUCUCCGAUGGAAAGACAGCAGUCACAGACCUCGUCAUUCCAACAUUCGGAGUAGUUCCCAACUCAUCCUUCAUCCCGCCUGACCUUCUUGACGCGCACGGCUAUAUCAAGGUCAAUCAAUAUCUCGCCAUCGAAGGUCGAGAGGAUGUCUUUGCAAUUGGCGAUGUGUCUAAUCUCGAAGCACCGCAGUUCUGGUUCGUGAACACACAGGCUGGUCAUAUGGCCAAGAAUUUGGUGCAGAUAAUGCUUGGAAAACCUAUGAUUCCAUACAAAGCUUCGACAACUGCAAUGGGAGGAAUUCAGAUCGGCAGGUCUGGCGUUCCACCAAAUUCCCUGUACGUCAUCGAUCGUCCCAACCUUGUUCCUGGAAUAAAACAGGCCAAGACUGCAACCUCUCUGCGUGCCAUUGCGGCUGCAGCUUUACCUGCAAUUGUUGUCGCUUCUGUUAUUCAGCAGCCAAUUGACAGCUUUGAUCAUACUCAAGGCUAUCAAUUCGAUCCUCUUCUGCACCUCCCAGGAAUAUCGCCUUAUUUCGAUGCUGUAGGCUUUGGAUUGUCGCAUGCUGCACCUGAAGGAUGUACCGUUACAGCUGCGUCGUAUCUCAUCCGACACGCUGCGAUUUACGCUAACGACGCCGAGUAUGAGGACUACAUCAAGCCGUUCCUGUACAAGCUCGAAAAGCAUCGCGGUGACUUCUCAGGACCACUGGAAUUUCUGAACAAAUGGUACUCACCAAUUGAAGAGAAUCAUCUUGAAGAUAUCACGCCCUCAGGCAAGGUCGACGCGAAGAAAGUCGGCCAGCAUCUCGUGAAGCGCUACCGACACCUAGCGUCAUCAGUAAAGCGCGUCAUCGCUGAUACGAAAGACAGAACCUACGACACAGCCAAGGCAUUUCUCCAAGCGUUCCCCGAAGACGGAAAUAUCGAAAUUACGCGCUUUGACAAGAAGGAAUUGAACAACGGCACGCGUGCUCUUCUCCCUCACAAGGCCUGCUCCAAAUUCUCCAAAUCUCCUGGUACGGAACAACAGCAGCAGUUUGUCAAGAAUUACGCAAGUGGCGUAGCUAAACGUUUACGCCCGUAUACGCCCGACGAUUACGAGCUUGAUCCCUACGAUGUUUUCGCACUUCAAUCAAUUUGUGGCUAUGAAUCUGCAAUUCGAGGAAAGAAAUCUCCAAUUUGUGGAUUGUUCUCUGACGCCGAGUGGCUCUCUUAUGAAUAUGCUUGGGAUAUGAAAUAUGCUCACAUGGUCGGGCCUUUCAAUCCCCUGUCUAAUUACCUCGGUUUCCCAUGGCUACACUCACAGUCUAAGCUUUUCACCAAAAUCGAUGAAAACUCGGAAUUGAUUGGCGAUGAAUCAUCAGGAUGGCCCAAGGAGCAACGCCUAUUUUUCUACUUCACUCAUCGGGAAGUCCCUCCAUUCGUCGCCACAGCUCUAGGAAUAUUCAACUCAUCAUCCCGCGAAGGAUACGAUGAAUUUCCGACUACACACGUCAACCAUGUCCGAGCUUGGAAAAUGUCUGACCUCAUCCCAUUCCUGGGCCACGUUGGCAUGGAGAAGAUGACGUGUGAGAGACCAGUUGCUAAAGAUGGCACGGCCGAGAAAGAGGAGUUUAUCAGGUUCAUUGCCAAUACCGCGCCCCGACCCUUGCCUUUGUGUCAGAAUGGACCCGGGGCAAGUUGUCCAUUCAAGGAGUUUAAGAACAUUGUUAGCGCGGGGAUGGAGAAAUAUGGUGACUUUGAUGGCGUUUGUGAGAAUAAACAAGAGAAGGAUGAUGAGUUGUAA